GGUCUGGGACGGAGCAGGGGGUGCCCAGCCUCGGGAUCCCCCCUCGACACCCGCCCAUCGCCCGCGCAGCCCGUCCGGGAGCGCGGAGUUCGGAGCGACCCGGGGCGCCGCGGAUACAAAGGCGCCGGGCCGAGCGGGGCGCCCGCCGAGCCCACCGGCGGUUCGCAGCGGCGGGAGCGCCGCUUGGUUUUCUCUGAGACAAGCCCACCCGUCCAGCAAAAUAGAGUCCCUCAGGGCGACGGUUGAUUUCCUGAAGGUGCCUCUUGGCCUGAAGAAGCCCAUACUGAAGGAGGUGGCUGUGGGGCCCCCCAAGUGGCCCCAGCCUGCGGCCCUGGAGCGCUACAAGGCACGGCGUUCCGACGCCAUGGACACCGAGUCCCAGUACUCGGGCUACUCCUACAAGUCGGGCCACUCCCGCAGCUCCCGCAAGCACAGGGACCGCCGGGACCGACACCGAUCCAAGAGCCGAGAUGGGAGCCGUGGGGACAAAUCGGUGACAAUCCAGGCCCCAGGAGAGCCCUUGCUGGACAAUGAGUCCACGCGAGGGGACGAGCGGGAUGACAACUGGGGAGAGACCACCACAGUCGUUACCGGCACCUCUGAGCACAGCAUCUCCCACGAUGACCUCACACGCAUUGCCAAGGACAUGGAGGACAGCGUCCCACUGGACUGUUCCCGGCACCUGGGAGUGGCCGUGGGGGCCACACUGGCCUUGCUGUCCUUCCUCACGCCCCUGGCUUUCCUGCUGCUGCCCCCACUGCUGUGGCGGGAGGAGCUGGAGCCGUGCGGGACGGCCUGUGAGGGCCUCUUCAUCUCUGUGGCCUUCAAGCUGCUCAUCCUGCUGCUGGGCAGCUGGGCGCUGUUCUUCCGGCGUCCCAAGGCCUCACUGCCCCGCGUCUUUGUGCUGCGUGCCCUACUCAUGGUGCUUGUCUUCCUGCUCGUCGUCUCCUACUGGCUCUUCUAUGGCGUGCGCAUCCUGGAUGCCCGGGAGCGCAGCUACCAGGGCGUGGUGCAGUUUGCCGUAUCGCUGGUGGAUGCCCUGCUCUUCGUGCACUAUCUGGCUGUGGUCCUGCUGGAGCUGCGCCAGCUCCAGCCUCAGUUCACGCUCAAGGUCGUGCGCUCAACUGACGGGGCCAGCCGCUUCUACAACGUUGGCCAUCUCAGCAUCCAGUGCGUGGCCGUGUGGAUCCUGGAGAAGUAUUACCAUGACUUCCCUGUCUACAACCCUGCCCUCCUCAACCUGCCCAAGUCCGUCCUGGCCAAGAAAGUGUCUGGCUUCAAGGUGUAUUCCCUCGGAGAGGAGAACAGCACCAACAACUCCACCGGCCAGUCACGGGCUGUGAUUGCGGCGGCGGCCCGCAGGCGGGACAACAGCCACAAUGAAUACUACUAUGAGGAGGCUGAGCACGAGCGGAGGGUGCGCAAACGGAGGGCCAGGCUCGUGGUGGCCGUGGAGGAGGCCUUCACCCACAUCAAGCGGCUGCAGGAGGAGGAACAGAAGAACCCCAGAGAGGUGAUGGACCCCCGGGAGGCAGCCCAGGCCAUCUUUGCCUCCAUGGCCCGUGCCAUGCAGAAGUACCUUCGGACCACCAAGCAGCAGCCUUACCACACCAUGGAGAGCAUCCUGCAGCACCUGGAGUUCUGCAUCACACACGACAUGACGCCCAAGGCCUUCCUGGAGCGGUACUUGGCAGCUGGACCCACCAUCCAAUACCACAAGGAGCGCUGGCUGGCCAAGCAGUGGACGCUGGUGAGCGAGGAGCCGGUGACCAACGGGCUCAAGGACGGCAUCGUGUUCCUUUUAAAGCGCCAGGACUUCAGCCUGGUGGUCAGCACCAAGAAGGUGCCCUUCUUCAAACUCUCUGAGGAGUUUGUGGAUCCCAAGUCGCACAAGUUUGUUAUGAGGCUGCAGUCUGAGACCUCGGUGUGACUGUGCAGCUGCAAGGGCAGCAGGAGACUCUGGGGGCCUGAGGGUGGGGAGGGUUCGGGUCUCAGGCCCAGCUGUACACCGGGCCCCCUUCUUCCUCUUGCUCUUGUUUUUUUUUUUUUUACUUGAAUGAACUUACCCUCCCCCUCCCCAGUUUUCUCCUGUCAUCCUUCUCUUCCCCCACGUGGCGCCCAGUAGACCACCCUGCUGUCUACAGUACCUGGGACAUCCUUCUGCUCCUCCCACGACCGCUGUGCCCCUCCAGGCCCUGCAGGAAUCAGUGCCUCCCCUGCUGUGUGCCCCAGCCUUCCCCAGGUGGCAGUCUAUUCCUCGUUGCCUCGUCCUGCCUGAGCCCCACUGCAAACCCAAGUUCGUGUAGCAGGUUCUCUCCAGUGGCCUGUGGAAGAGGUGGGACUCCCGAGAGCCACAGUGGCAAAUGCACAGGACAGCAGCCACCCUCAACAAACCCGGAGCGCCAGGGCAAGGCCACUCCUGCUGCGCAG
This is a messenger RNA of Ochotona princeps (American pika), 2430 nucleotides long. It is a transcript of the gene VANGL2, whose product is annotated as VANGL planar cell polarity protein 2. Lineage: Eukaryota; Metazoa; Chordata; Mammalia; Lagomorpha; Ochotonidae. Gene Ontology annotation, biological process: establishment of planar polarity; multicellular organism development; Wnt signaling pathway, planar cell polarity pathway. The record is from RefSeq and is a predicted model, not a curated record. Gene Ontology annotation, cellular component: plasma membrane. The coding region runs from base 365 to 1930 and encodes 521 amino acids. The transcript has 8 exons.